This is a messenger RNA of Drosophila subobscura, 8143 nucleotides long. RefSeq lists its product as uncharacterized. The coding region runs from base 848 to 6934 and encodes 2028 amino acids. Gene Ontology annotation, molecular function: protein binding. The transcript has 19 exons. The record is from RefSeq and is a predicted model, not a curated record. Lineage: Eukaryota; Metazoa; Arthropoda; Insecta; Diptera; Drosophilidae.
CAGUUCCAGCAUCAACGCCGCGGCGCACGGAGCCUGUUUUUUGGAUACAAUUUGCCAUUCCGUAACGCUGUGUCGUCUGUCGGGGGUUACCUAAAGCCACACGCAGCGCACCACACACACACACACACACACGCACACAUACACAAGAAAAACCUUUACACGCAAAAAAGCAAAGGACUACGAUAUGGAAAUAGCUCCAGAUAUAAGGAGAAUUUAAACCCAAAAAACUACCAAGGAAAACGCACUUUUUGGUCCAAGCAAAAGACAACAGCAGCAGCAGCAGAAGCAAAGGAAAAUCUACCGGAAAACGGAGUCCAAAUUCUUGUCGGUGCUUUUUCGCGACGGUUCCCCCUUUUUUUUUUGGGCAGCCAACGCGAAAAUCGAUUGCUGACGAGGACGAGGACUGCCUUGCAUAAGUCCACAGGGGAGAUAAGUGUACAAAAGGCAGAAGCAGCAAGAAGCAUCCACAAAAAAAAGGAUAACAACUCAAAUGAAACCAUUCAAGUCGAAGACAACGAAGCGCAGAACUUGUAGGAAUUAAGUUUUCAUUUUAAUUAUCAAUAUUGAUGCCACGAUGCUCAGGACGACUGCGAAGAUGCCUCAGAUGAUGAUGUUGCAGGAGGAGCAGCAGCAGCUGAAGCGAGAGAUUUCCAACAAUUGACAGCAGAAAUAACAACAGCAACGACAACGAAGAAGAUUUUACACACAUCUCUACAUAGAUUUCGAUUUGUCUACGCUCUCUCCGUGUGUGUGUGUGUGUGUGUGUGCCUGCCCUUGUUUCGCUUUUCCUUUUCCUUUCCUUUUUGCUUUUCUUUCAUUUCUUUGACUUGUGUUUGUUUCGCUGAAAAUGGAUAUUGCCUUGCGUGGCACGGGCACAGCAUCAACGACUGGAACUGGCACUGGCACAGGCACAGUCGCAGGUCCUCGCAGCGGCACUGGUCUCCAUCAUGCUGUGUCAUUGGGCAACAUUGAGGUCUCCGCCAAGGCCACCUACUCCAGCCACAUGGAUCGCAGCUAUGACUCCGAGGAUGAAAACACAGGCCGAAGACGACUGCGUCACACGCUUUCCACCGAGCUACAACCACGCGCCAGCGUCUACUCGCGCGGGGAUAUCAGGGAACAGUACUGCCUCACAGAUCGACAGCUGCACAGCAUAGAGCAGCGUCCGCGACGAGAACGCUUCUUUGGUUGCCUUUCGCGACGCGGACAGACGCAGUCGGGCAGCUUUCUGGGCGGCUGUGUGGGUCGUCGCGUGCCCUCCGAUGAGAACUUGGCAGCCUACGCGCCCUUCGAGAAGUAUCCACGAUAUCAAAACAACUACACGGACACACACGAAUUGGAUAGUUCCUAUUUUCGACGACAGCCAGCCUCGAUACUGAGCACGGGCAAGUCGAGUGAGCCGGAUCUGGGCGGCAGAUACACCUGGAUAGGACAGCAGCCGCAGCAGCAAAGCAACAACAAUAGCGAGUACCGAACGAAUCAUAGGGCAACUUGUUGUACAGCACCACUUGAAUCCUUUUACCAGGAUGUUUUGCUACGGAAUUAUUAUGUCGAGCUUUGCGCUCCACCAAAUCCUACACCACCAACAUCACACACCAAUCAAAUCGCUAAUCUAAAUGUUUGCUCGUAUCACUGCCCCACAUAUGCCACGAUGCCACACACACAUCAUCAUCAGCAGCAGCAGCAGCAGGCGGCAAGAACCAAACACGUGAGCUUUGCUCGCUCGCACACGCUGACCAGCUUCGAUAAUGUCAACGCGGGUUUUCGCUCCUCGGGCCGCUUGAAGUCGGCCAGCAGCCAGGAGCGUCUGAUUGGUGGCAAGAAGCCCAUCAUUGCCUCUGGCUCCAUGUACGAGACACUGCAGCCCACUGCACAGAGCUCCACGCUGCCCAAAACGUGGCUGCCACCGCCGGUGCAACUGCAAACCUGUCAGCAUCAUCAUGCGCCCAUUCAUCUGCAUCAGCCAUUGGGGGACAACAUGCUGGGCCUCAUCAUACCACAGCCGCUGCCGCUGGCCCUGCCGCCGCCCAGUCCUGAGGUUCUGAUUGUGGAGAAAAAGUUUCGCAAUGCGAUGAAAACUCAGGCCACACAAACGGAGGCGGCGGCGCGACGGCAGGCGGGGUACAGCACCCAAGUCCUGUCACUGAGUCCCAGGCCGCCACAUCGCAUUAAGGUGGUGUCCCAGGGAGCACAAACCAAUGGCCUGCAGAAUGGCAAGAAGCUGACAAAGAGUCUCUCGGAGAUACCCAAUGGCAAGGAGGCGCAGGCGCAGCAUUAUCAACAGGGCAUAAUCUACCCACAUGAAAUGAUCUACCGCACCCAAUCGCAGGAUGUGACGCCGCUGCAAACCCUCUCGGAUGCCCAGAACAAUAUUAUGUACUACAAGCCACCGCCGCCGCUGCUCGAUCCCCACAGCUAUGGCCUGGGCAUGGAGCACUUGAGCCGGGCAGGACGUCCCUCUGCGGCGGAGCAGAACGUGGAGUAUGUGAAUGUGAAUGCCGCAGCUGUGGCACUCAACGAGAGCUUCGACUACGAGAGCAACAGCUUGCCGCGGCGCACGCGCACCGAGACGGAUUAUUACUCGAACAGUUUGCCCCGACGAGCGGACACCCUGCACGGACACAUAACGGAGGUUGUGGAACUGGACUUUACGCGUCCGCACCUGCUGCCGCCGCCCAGUGAGUACUGCAAGAACGACGACGAGCCGGAGGAUGUGGAGGAGUACUACGACGAUGAGGAGGAGGAGGAUGGCCCCUCGCAUCCACACGAAACGGAGAGCUACAGCUCGGAGGUGUGCAUGGAGCAGGCGGCGCGUCGCAUGUCCAUGCUGCCACAGAUGAUGGACUCCCCGUUCCGCAGGGACGAUCUGCGGCGCCAGUCCAUGCCGGUCUAUGGCCAGACGGAGAAGCUCAUCGACGGCUUUGGGCCGCGCACAUCCUUCCGGCGGCGCGACAAGGUGAGCUGCUUCCCGGAUGAGCCGCAGGCAGGCGGCGGGCUGCGACGCGAUGAGCAGGAGAUUUUCAUUGACUUCAAGCCGCACGUGUCCCCGAAGCCCAGUCCCAAGCUGCAGCUGAAGCACCGGAAGCAGCACAAGGCGGAGAUUGCCAUGCGGAAGAUGCAGCAGCAGCGGAUGGCCCAGGCCGCUGCUUUGACUCUUCCCAAGCUGAAGUCAGUCGAGGUUGAGGCCAGAAAAGUUGAGCUUGUGCCCAGCGACGAGGACGAGGAGGAGGACGACGAACAGGAGCAGGACCCCGAGGAGGAUGACGAGGAGGAGGCCGAAUCGGAGCGGAAUCGCACGGAGAACGAGCAUCCCGAGGAUGAGGAUCCCAUCUAUGAGAACAUAAUCCCCUGUGGCUGCAAGGUGGAGCCACCAGCAGCACCACCGCCACUCAUCCUGGAGGACAUUCAGGACAAGCGCUCGCAAUUCCGCAAGCGUUCCGUCAGCCUGGACGAUGAUUAUGCCGCUGCCGCGGGCAUCUUUCCAGCGCCUGGACCUGGUCUACGUCUGCCCUCCACCCCAGCCAGUCCCUGCCGCGAGGAGCUGCUGCUGGCCAAUGUCUCAACUUAUCCCUCCUCAGACUCGCUGGCCAACGACACGACACGCGAUCACUCCGAUGGCAUUUGGAACGAGUCGCAGGUCACCGUGCUGACCGCCGAUCAGCACAUCUCCGAUGGCUCCUACAGCUCCAAUCUGCUGCUGACGCCCUCAUCGAAGCGCAAGAACCUGCUGCUGCAGCAUCAGCAGAGGAGUUCCGUGGAUACGGAUGCCUUGGAUUUUGAGGAACAGAGCCCCACCUAUGGCCUACAGACACUGCCAAAGAUCAUCAAGACGCCGACGCCAACCACUUCCAGGCCUGCCUCCACGCUGCCGCUGGUGCCGCCGCCAGCCAUAGCCGUGACCCCAUCCAGCAUGGACUCUGCCUCGCCGCUGCUCAAGCGUGCCAUGAUGCCCCGGAGCUCCGUGCCAGAUGCGCGGCAGCUCAUGUAUCCGAGUGGACCAGCAGGGAGACAAAGACACUCGGAUGCCUCAUUUCUGCCCAUGGCUGUGCCGGAUUAUGCUCGCAGUGCGGACAUCUCCGAGUGCAGCACGAAUACAGAUGAGUAUGCCACCUGUACGGAUAACUCGAAGCGUACUCCAGGUAUUAAGACACCGCCGACAACGACCAGUUCAUCGUCCGCGACACAAGUGCCAGUUUCCACUCAGAGCUCGCAGCUGGAUAAGACCCAUGCGGGCAGCUCCUUCGAGAGUGCCAGCUCGUUGUACUCCAUGCGGGAGGAUCUGCUGCACGAUGGUUCGUCAGAGAAGGAGAAGCAGAUGAGAGUGUCGCAGACGUCGCUCAAGUCCCCCAUGGGUGGCUCGGUGGCAGAGCUGACCAGAAAGUCGCCUUCGCAUUCGAUCAGCAGCACCACCUCCUCGGGCAGUUGUCAGGUUAUCAAAUCGCCAGCUAAGGAAACACAGUCCAAACCCCAACCACAGUCGAUGGCCAGUUCCACUAGCCAGCAAAUCAAAGUCACAGAUGCAGCGGCAGAGACCGCGGCUAUGGCGAAGCCCAAACCCGAAUCCAUAUCCGAGGAUGAGCGCAGCGAGGUGCGUUAUUCCUCCUCCGGCUACUACGAGAGUCCACACGAGGAGGACGACGAGGAGCAGGUCACAACCACCUGCAAGGCUCGCCGCCUCCGGCACGAGGACAACAAGCGGCGCAAGACCAGCAUGAAGCUGGACAUUGAGAAGGAGAACAUGCGCGCCCUCACCAGUCCCAUCAAGAAGUCGCUCGCGGGCAAGCAGUCGCUGCAGUCCCCGGAGCAGCACAGCGCUGGCGCACUGGAGAAUGGAAGUCCCAGCAAGAUCAAACGUUUCCGUCCCAAGAUACGGCGACAGCUGCGCAAGAGCUCCAGGGAGGAUGUGCUGGCAGCGGCAGCGGCACGCAGGACGAGGCCCACAAUUUACGGACUUAGCAGCGCCAGUGGGGAUACGGAACUGCUGCUGGAUGGCAGCAUGACCACCACAGUGGGUCCCAGUCCCAGGCCGAGCAUUGUGCCCACCACGGCAGCCAUAACGACGGAAACCACCACCACCACAGUCAUUGGCGUGGCACCACCGCCGCCGCAGGAGAAGGAGCUGCUGCAGGACCACGAGAAGAUGAAGAAGCCUCAGCCACAACCACAGCCACACAGCUGUGCCACGCCCACAUCGCUGCUGUCGCCGAAACUGCCCACUGUAAGCAGCACUCACUCCAAGUCCGCCUCGGAGGCGACGGGCCAGCUGAAAGCCAAAUCCAUCGAGUCGCUGCGCUCGGUGUCGCCCGGCUCCGAUUCGGUUUUCUACAGCGAAGCCGAUGGCACGGCGGCCAGUGCCACGGAUCAGGGCCACUGCCACCACUGUGGCAAGGAGAUGGAGGGCAAGCAGCAGGAGCUGGUGGGAGACUCUGUGGAGUCCAUACCCUACAUCGAGCAGGAGGCGGACAUUGUGAAGCCUCCGUCGGACUUUGCCGACUCUCCCGUGACCACGAAAACCACUCAGCGGCUGUACAAGAAAAUGGACAAGCGUUUCCGCUCCGAGGAGCGCUAUCACGCCGGGGAGCGGGGCAGGCACUACAAGACACGCCAGGAGAACAUCAGAGCCAAGAGCGAGGAGCGUGGCCGAGCGCCCAGUCUGCCCAACACUCCUGUGCUACGUCCCGCUGGCUCCAGUCCCUGCGUGCUGCCCGAUAUCAGCACGGAACCGAACCAGCAUAUCAUCUACAAGGGCCACUACGACGAAGGCAGAUACACGCGGCUCACGGAUGAUGAUUUGUGGACGCAGCUGGAUCAUCAGUGUUUCGAUCGUUCGCGCGAGCGUCGUGCCUCCACAGAGUCCGAGAAGGGGUUCCAUGCCAAGUACCAGGUGAUACUCCAUCGUCUUGUUCAACGCCGCUGCACGCUGGAGAUGUAUCAUCGGCAGAAGAACAACAAUUUCCGCGUGGACAAAACCGUUGUGGUGAAGAGCGAUUCGGGUGAAUUUGGUUUCCGCAUCCAUGGCUCAAAGCCCGUCGUUGUGGCUGCCAUUGAGCCGGAGACGCCAGCGGAGAGUUCUGGCCUGGAGGUGGGCGACAUUAUUAUAUCGGUUAAUGGCGUCCAGGUGCUGGACAAACAUCACACAGAGGUCGUGAAGAUUGCCCACGAUGGCUGCGAGAAACUGGAGCUACAGGUGGCCCGCACCAUUGGCGUCCUCAUGCACGAGCAGCUGGAGCCCCCCAGCGAGCCCAUCUUCAGCGGUUAUUUGUGGCGCCAGAGCGGACAGGCCAAGGGGGCGCCCAAUGCCAAGAAGUGGGUGAGACGUUGGUUCUCCUUGCGGCCAGACAAUUGUCUGUAUUACUACAAAACGGAAGAUGACUCCCAGCCCGUUGGUGCCAUGAUCAUGGCCAAGCACACUGUGGAUCUGUGCCCCGUGGACAUCGGUAAGCCUUUUGCCUUCAAAGUGGACGCUGGCGAGGGCAUACCCAUGUACGUGGCCGCCGACUCGGAUGACUUGGCCAACAGAUGGCUGAAUCUGCUGCGCCAGGCUGCCGCCCAGGAUAAUCAGUGGCUGGACAAGAGUGCGCGCUGCUUGUACCAGGCUCCGACCAGCAUUCAGCGGCCCGAUUGCUUUGGCUAUUUGCUGAAAUUGGGCUCAAGGUGGUGCGGCUGGUCGAAACGCUAUUGUGUACUUAAGGAUGCCUGCCUCUAUUUUUACCAAGAUGCUAAUAGCAAGAGUGCAUUCGGAAUGGCCUGCUUGCACGGCUAUAAGGUGGCCUCAAUGUCCACAAAUGCGUCCGGCAAGAAGAAUUCAUUCGAGAUAAUACCACCAGAAACGAAAUUGCGUCACUAUUAUUUUUGCACUGAAAGCGAAAUGGAUAAGAAGCGCUGGAUAUCCGCCUUGGAGUACUCCAUUGACCGCUGGAUUAAGUCCGGGUAACUAAGGUUAAAAACGCGCUCCAGAUCGGUCUUGGGCAGCCGUCGAAAGCGUCGAAGUUUUAGCUACUUCAUGGAUUAAAAUUGAUAGAAAAACAAAACACAAAAACCAAAAAACGAUUUUCAAACAUUGUUCGACACUAGUACGGGUACUACAUUACAUUACAUUACAUUACAUACAUAAAUACAUACAUUUACAUAGAGUGUAAGCCAAGGAAAAAACCACAAUUAGUUAUAGUCGAUAGAUGAUUGCUUAGUCCAAGGAAUUUAGUCGGUCAUUCAAAGCGGGUUUGAAACUAUUUUGAACAUAAAUGAAUACAAUUGAAUUUUUGGUGUGUAUUCUUACAACAAAAAUAAUAUAUCUAUAUACACAUAAAAAUACUUAUGUUUAGUGAGGUUGUCAUGUCAUACACAUAUACAUAAAUAUUAUAGUAUAUUUAGCCGCGAGAAAUGAGAGAAAAUGAUCGUACAGCAGACCAAAAUUGAUUGUCUAAUGUAUAUAGGAAUUCGUAUAGAAAAUUGAAAGUGUUUAGGUAUUCAAAGGCUCAAAGUUUAGAUAAAUGUCUAUUUACAGAAAAAGCGUAAACUAGAGACCAAAAAAUUCGAAAUUACGACAAAUGCAAAUUAAUGCGAAAUUUCAAAUAAGUAUAAUGGAAAAUAGUUAUUGUUACAAAUCGAAUCCACAAUGAUUUGCUAUGCUUUCCCAUAUUCCCUUCCCCAAAAUAGAUUCAAAUUAUAAAUUGCUUAGUUAGACACGCUCAAAUAUUAUGAUAAAGAUUUUGUAUAAGCUUUGACUUUGUUUUUUGAUAAGUUGAGGUCUUUUAGGAUGACAGAGACAUUUCCACAAGCCACACAUCACACAUACUAAUUCAUUGUAGAACAAACAAUAAUUAUAUAGAAUAUGUAUAUUAAAUGCAUUCAGAAUCCAGUAGUUACUUUGUCAUUUAAAGAUAUGAUCUUUAAAAUGCUGAUUUCCCUUUUUUUGGGUUCAGUGUUCGUAUGAGUGAAAAAGCUUCAUUUUUAGUAACCAAACAAAAUAAAUACAAUAUAUAUUUUGUAUAUUUUAAAUAGAGAUUUCCACGAUAAUAAAUGUAUGCAUUAUGAUUAUAUUAUAUUAUAUACAACACAUACAAAAUAUACAAGCAGAGACAGCCAUUUUAUGUUGAAAAAACAAAAAACAACCAAAGACAACAACCAAACAGAAAUGAAGCAA